This is a messenger RNA of Parnassius mnemosyne (clouded apollo), 315 nucleotides long. The record is from the annotation of a GenBank genome assembly. Lineage: Eukaryota; Metazoa; Arthropoda; Insecta; Lepidoptera; Papilionidae.
AUGCGCGCGCGGCUGGUGCUGAACGGGCUGACGGCGGAGCUGGGCGCGGCGCGCGCCGGCCCGCCCGCCUCGCCCGAGCCCUACCACGAGCUGGAGCUGUACCGCCAGCUGCUGGCGCUGCCGAGCCGCGCGCGCACGCCCGACCCCGAGCCUCCACCACGCGAGGAGCCGGCGCGGCGGUGCCGCACACCCGCGCCGGCGCGCGCCCGCCCCGCAGCACGCGCCGCCGCACGCCCCGCUAAGGUGAGCACAGCAGCUGCUGGUACACACUGCAGCCUCGCAACCACAAGCAGUACUGACGGAUUGCCUAAUUGA